This is a messenger RNA of Vicia villosa (hairy vetch), 1459 nucleotides long. RefSeq lists its product as uncharacterized. The coding region runs from base 21 to 1394 and encodes 457 amino acids. NCBI's taxonomy places the organism in Eukaryota, Viridiplantae, Streptophyta, Magnoliopsida, Fabales, Fabaceae. The record is from RefSeq and is a predicted model, not a curated record. The transcript is spliced from 6 exons.
UGAACGACAUAACUUCAACAAUGGUGAAGAGAUGGGCUGUAUUCAGCACAAUUUUUUUAUUCAUAUAUUUUCUUUUUUUAAUUUUUCGGAAUCCCUACAGCAACCAUCAUCAUCCUUACAAAAUAACAAACACUUCUCAUUCCAGAACGAUUAGAAUCAUCAAUGAACACCAAACCAAAUUCAAAUUGAACUGCUUCAAAGGAAACCAGACAAAAACAUGUCCAAAGGAUAAUUCCCUAGUUCCUGCAUUUCAUCAAGAUCAACAUUCAUCAUCAUCAUUAACAUGUCCGGAGUAUUUCAGAUGGAUUCAAGAAGAUCUAAAACCAUGGAAGAACACAGGAAUCACAAGGGAAAUGAUGGAAAGAGGAUUAAACAUUUCACAGCUUAGAAUUAGUAUUAUAAAAGGAAAAGCUUAUGUAGAAGUUUAUGGCGAUUCAUAUCAAACAAGGGAUUUGUAUACUGUUUGGGGAAUAGUACAGCUUUUAAGGUUGUAUCCUGGGAGAGUACCUGAUUUGGAACUAUUGUUUGAGACAGGUGAUGCUCCUGUUUUGGAUAAACGACAAUUUCCAAGUGUGACACCACCACCUAUUGUUAGUUAUUGUGGACAGAAAGAUUCUCUUGAUAUUGUUUUUCCUGAUUGGUCUUAUUGGGGCUGGGCUGAGACUGCAAUAAAACCUUGGGAGAAAGUGUUGAAGGACAUAAAAGAAAGUAGCAAGAAGAUCAAAUGGAAAGAUAGGAUACCCUAUGCUUUUUGGAAAGGAAACACAUAUUUGUCCCUUGCAAGACAAACUCUAUGGAAGUGUAAUGUCACAGAUGAACAAGAUUGGAAUGCUCGUGUAUAUUCAGUGAAUUGGAAUAAUGAAACUCUACAAGGUUUCAAGAACACAAAACUAGAAGAUCAAUGUACACACAGGUACAAGAUUUAUGUAGAAGGGAUAUCAUGGUCUGUGAGUGAAAAAUAUAUAUUAGCAUGUGACUCAAUGACCAUGUUCAUAAAGCCUACAUUUUAUGAUUUCUUUUCAAGAAGCCUAGUACCUUAUAAGCACUUUUGGCCCAUCAGUAAUAAAAGUAUAUGUGAAGACAUUAAGUAUGCUGUAGAUUGGGGCAAUGCUCAUCCAGAGAAGGCAAAAGCAAUUGGCAGAGAAGGGACAAGAUUUGUUGAAGAGAAUGUAAAGAUGAAGUUUGUGUAUGAUUAUAUGUUACAUCUAUUGAUUGAAUAUGCAAAGCUUUUGAGAUUUGAACCAACCAUACAUCCAGAUGCUGUUGAGGUUUGUUCUGAAAAUUUGGCAUGUCCAGCGGGUGGUUUGUGGAGGAAGUUUAUGGUUGAUUCUAUGGUUAAGUCACCAAGUCAGACAUCUCCAUGUACAAUGUUUUCUCCUUAUGAUGAACAAUAAGGAAAGAAGGAGUAAUUAAUAUUUUUGAGCAGAGUUAACUUUAGCCUUAAGAAAAGAAGAAGAAA